Knipowitschia caucasica is the source of this 1137-nucleotide messenger RNA. NCBI's taxonomy places the organism in Eukaryota, Metazoa, Chordata, Actinopteri, Gobiiformes, Gobiidae. The record is from the annotation of a GenBank genome assembly.
AUGGUGAAUGUGGCCCUGGCCGUGACGCUGGGCUUGCUGAUUGCUCUAACUGUGGGGGGAAACGUGCUGGUGUGCCUGGCUGUAUGUGCGUCCCGUCGCCUCCGCUGCCUCACAAACUGCUUCAUUGUUUCCCUGGCCGUGACGGACCUCUUACUGGGGGUCCUGGUCCUCCCGUUCUCUGCCCUCCUCCAGCUCAACCACGACUGGCCGCUGGGUCCAGUCUUCUGCAACUUUUACAUCUCCAUGGACGUAAUGCUAUGCACUGCGUCAAUCCUGACAUUACUGGCCAUCAGCAUAGACCGGUAUCUCGCAGUGACCAUGCCUCUCAGAUAUAUCUCUAUGGUUUUGCCCUGGAAAGUAGCUGUGGCAAUGAUAACAGUCUGGACCGUGUCUUUAGCCGUGUCCUUUUUGCCUAUACAAAUGGGUUGGAACACUGUGAAUGGGACAGUACAAAACCAGGGGCCAGAGGCGUCAGAGAGAAGCUGUCGUUUCGAGCUCAACCGGCCUUAUGUUCUCACUGAUGCUCUCCUCACUUUUUACCUCCCCCUCAUAGCAAUGUGCUGGACUUACAUGAAAAUACUACGCAUUGCUCGGGAACAGGCCAAGCGUAUCACCAGCUCUCGACCCACCUGUGUGACCAAGUACAACAGCAAAACCUGCUCAACUGUCACCACAGUGGUCUCCAAUGUGACAGCAGCGACCCUCCGGGAGCACAAGGCCACGUUGACGCUGGCAGUGGUCAUAGGGGCGUUUGUGGUCUGCUGGUUGCCAUAUUUCAUCAUGUUCACAGUUUUAGGCUUGAAGGAGCAUCCAGACCCCAACACAGUGCCAGAAUACCCCAUAGUGCUGUGGCUGGGGUAUGCCAACUCUGCCCUGAACCCAAUCCUCUAUGGAGCUUUGAAUAGAGACUUUAGUGGGUACAGGAGCAGACAGCCAUCACCCAUUGUGACCGGAGCCAGAGAAAACCUUACAGAGGAGACACUGUUGUGUGGUCCUAUAACCAGUGCGCCAGAACUCACAGACCAGAGCUUCAGUCUUCAGGAAAUACACACCAGGACAACUACAGCACAGUUACCAAAUAACACAACUGCCACAAAUAUCAAUGGAAAUAAUGGUCAAGCUGAGUCCAAACUCUAA